GUCCGCAGGCUGAGAAACGGUCAUCAGCUUCUGGGUGUCAGCUAAGAAGUCGGCGUGACGGUGACGAUUGAGGUUUGAGCGGGAAGAAGUUGCUUGUUAAAAAUAAGCAGCGCGCUGAUUGGCCCAGCGAGUCAAUGAUGCAUUGCUUAUAUCAUCAACUGUCCUAAAGUGGUUAGCGCGUUCGCUCUUGACGCGGGAAUAGGGUCAUGUGACGAGCUUAGUGUCUUGAGUAUCUUAGUAAUAAGGUUUGUUCCUGGUCGAAAGCUUGUCUUAGAUUGGUCACGUGCUAUGACGCCUCCCAAGGUUCUAAAAGUUGGGAUAUUCGACGUCAGCGCCAACUGCGGCGACGUCAACAUCAACCUCACUUCAAGUGGCUGACCAGCGUGUUUAGACAUUGGAGCAGUGGGAUUCCACGCGAGAGGUCCGACGGCGCGCUUUAAAUACUUACAACUCACUCACUCAGCAGGGACAUGCUUUGAUAGUCCGCUUGUUUAAGCGUCCGACAGGGGUGCUGCUGGCUGCUGCACAAAGACCUUGCCGGGUUUCCUAGUUGCGGACAGAUAACUUCAUCAACCAUGAAUCGCCCACUAAAUGGCUCUGCCAAUGACGAGAAUACUACGCAGGAAACAGGACAUGGAAUCAGCUGGUUAGAAUACUCCCCAUAGAGCUGCAGCGAUAAACAAACCCAUGUCUAACUCGCUCUCUAGGAGCUUACCCGUACUCGGUAACGCGAGAAGAACAAGCAAUGAAGAUCACCAUGGAGUUGUUCGACACAGGAGUCGAAGUGUUUCCCGUCUUCAGAGGACUUCCUUAGCUGGGCCACUACCUACCAAGCUUGGCUUUUCAGAUGAAAGAGAAAAGUUGGCCCAGGAUGAGGGCAAUGAGGCCCAAAAGCUGGGGUCCUUCUCAGGCGUUUUUGUCCCGACGACUCUCAACGUUCUGAGCAUUCUCAUGUUCCUUCGCUUCGGCUUUCUUCUAGGCCAGAGCGGUGUUCUAGGCAUGAUGGCCAUGCUUAUAAUAUCAUAUGCCAUUGACUUGAUAACCGCCAUGUCGAUUUCCGCAAUUGCUACGAAUGGUACCGUAAGAGGUGGAGGCGCUUAUUACCUCAUCAGCCGUUCCCUAGGUACCGAGUUCGGAGGUUCAAUUGGCAUUGUGUUCUACCUUGGCUGCGUUUUGAACACAGGAAUGAACGCAGUCGGUCUGGUUGACUGCUUUAAGCAAAAUUUUGGUGUUGUUUCUGGCAGCAAGUCCCACUUUCUUUAUGAAGGCUUUUGGUGGGAGUACCUUUGGGCAUCCAUCAUCCUCCUACUCUGCACAGCUAUCUGUUUGGCAGGGAGUUCGGUUUUCUCCCGUGCCAGCAAUGGGUUGCUUAUUGUUCUUCUGGUAUCAACCUUUAGCAUUCCGCUAUCAGCGUGUAUCAGGCAGCCAUUUAGAAACGAGCGUCUAGGCAUUGAAUUUACCGGAUUUAGCAGCGUAUCAUUCUUCGAUAAUCUAUACCCACGCCUUACUAAAGGUGCCGCAGGAAGUCAGAUUAAGAGGCGAGAAAACUUUCAAGAUCUGUUCGGGAUUCUCUUCCCUGCAACAUCUGGAAUAUUUGCUGGUACGAGCAUGUCCGGUGACCUUAAGAACCCAAGCAGAUCCAUCCCGAAAGGAACACUUUAUGGUCUAGCCCUCACGUUCUCCACCUAUACGAUCGUUAUUCUCACCUUGGCAGCAAGCGUUACGAGGGAGUCACUCUAUAGAGACGUUAACAUUAUCCAAGAUACAAAUAUGUCCGGGUUCCUUAUUGUUCUCGGAGAGUUUUCAACCUCAUUUUUCUCGUCUCUUAUGGGCAUUAUUGGUGCUGCAAAAGUACUCCAGGCCAUCUCACGGGAUGCCCUUCUACCCGGGUUAUCAAUCUUUGCAAAGGGGACCAAGAAAAAUGACGACCCCAUCACCUCUAUUCUCAUCACCCUUGCAAUAGCUCAGAUUACUAUAUUCUUCGAUAUCAACCAGAUCGCCUCUUUCGUUUCCAUGGCAUACUUGAUGACCUUCCUGGUCACUAACCUGGCUUGUUUCUUGCUCAAAAUUGGAUCCGCCCCGAACUUCAGGCCCUCGUUUCACUACUUCAAUUCCACAACUGCAUUUGUUGGGACAAUUAUCAGUGGAGCCAGUAUGUUUUUCACCGAUGGGGUGUACGCUACAGGAUGUGUUUGCGUUCUGGUGACACUCUUCCUCCUAAUCCACUAUAUGGCUCCCCCGAAGACGUGGGGAGAUGUCAGUCAAAGUCUCAUUUACCACCAGGUCCGCAAAUAUCUGCUCCGCCUUCGACCUGAGCAUGUCAAGUUCUGGCGACCACAGAUUCUCUUAUUCGUGAACAAUUUCGAAUCGCAGUAUAAGAUGAUCCAUUUUUGCAAUUCGUUGAAGAAAGGCGCUCUUUUCGUGCUUGGGCGUGUUCUAGUCACGGACGACUUUGCAACUGCUGUUCCCGUUGUUAGAAAGGAGCAAACGGCGUGGAAUAAGUUCAUUGAGUUCUCAAAAGUCAAAGCUUUUAUAAAUAUAACAGCAGCCCCAAAUAUAGAAUGGGGUGUCAGGAAUGUUGUCUUAAGUGCCGGACUUGGAGGAAUGCGACCCAAUGUGGUGGUAAUAGACCAAUUCCGCAAGGACAACUCUGAUGCUUCACUCGACCCUGGGCUUCCACUAGUACGGCCGACGAGACGUACGUCUUCAAACCUCAGUGAUGGUGAAGGGGACCCUCUCCGAAAAACAAGAACGGAUUCGUUCGAAAGAGACCCCCCAAUGAAUGUCCAGAGCUACCUGACGGUCCUGGAGGAUCUACUAUUCCAGUUACGCAUGAAUGUUGCAGUUGCUAGAGGAUUCGAGAAUAUUGAGCUUCCUGGUACGAAUGAUGAAUCACCGGCCAAGUUCAUAGACCUAUGGCCAAUCCAGAUGUCUGGAGAGAUAUCGUCAGAUGGAGGGCGAAAGUGUACCAACUAUCUCACAACCAAUUUUGAUACAUACACAUUAAUACUACAGCUUGGCUGUAUCCUGAACACUGUCCCAUCCUGGAAACGAUCAUGCCGUUUGCGAGUGGCUGUGUUUGUAGAGUACGAGACAGAUGUGGAGGAAGAAAGACGAAGAGUGAUGACUCUACUCGAAAAGCUCCGAAUAUGUGCCGAAGUGCUGGUAUUCUGGCUUGCCAGUGGGGAUCUACAAACUUACCGCAUAAUCGUCAAUGGAGACAGAAAUAACGUGGACAAGGUUGUGCUUGACGCUGUUGAACAAGUGUUGGAAGAGGAGGAUUGGUGGAAUGAACUCGGACGGUAUAGGACGACUUCUAGAUCUAGCAGAUCACAGCGGCAGACUCCAACGGGAUCUGGAUCUACGACUCCGCGUGAAGGAGGCAGACGACGUGCAGGGUUAGAAGGUCUCAAGAGGGUUAUUGAGUCAUCUCGAAGACGGUCAAUUGGGCCUGGAGUCAGUCUCGGAAUGCAGACCCAUCGACUACUGGAUUCUAUGGUAGAGUACAAUUCCGACGGAAACGAGUCGUCCUCUGAAGAGAGCGAUAUUGAUUCUUACCUGAGCGAGAACGAGAAUGAGAACGAACCAGAAGGUAACGACCCAAUGACAGCCUCUGACGUUCCAACAAUCAAUCAGCCAGAAGAAACCACAGAAGGAACCACAGCAGCAGCUACUACGGCCACACCUUCACCCCGUGUAAUGUUUAUGAAGAAAGGCCGGGUUGCGUCCAGUGCCAAAUUCUCCUCUGCCCCCAUACCGACAACAAAGGUGGUAUCAGAAGAAGGUACCGGGCCCUCGAUCAUGUUUGCAGAUUCAUCACCUCCACGCCGCGGAAGCGCCACAGCGGCAGGCCUUGAAUCGAUAUACAACCGCAAUUCUGGCACCGCCAGUCAGCCCGCCGUCACUUCAGCUGAAGGAGACACGGAGAACCAACCACGGGCAUCUGGAUAUCCCUCCCAAGCGGCAGUCCCUCUAUCGUUCAACGACCUGCCAGGCCGUGCCCAGCAUCUGAUACUGAACGAGCUGAUCAAAUCGCAGAGCAAGGACACUGCGGUUGUGUUCACCACCUUGCCGACCCCCGUUGAAGGCGUCUCCCAUGACAAGGCCUCCUGUGAAGCGUACGUCAACGACCUCGAGGUGCUCUGCGACGGUCUUCCUCCAUGUCUCCUCGUCCACAGCAACAGCGUGACUGUUACCAUGAAUCUGUGA
Messenger RNA from Trichophyton rubrum CBS 118892, 4209 nucleotides. RefSeq lists its product as uncharacterized. Gene Ontology annotation, molecular function: potassium:chloride symporter activity. Gene Ontology annotation, biological process: chloride transmembrane transport; potassium ion homeostasis; cell volume homeostasis. Gene Ontology annotation, cellular component: membrane. The transcript has 4 exons. The record is from RefSeq and is a predicted model, not a curated record. The coding region runs from base 688 to 4209 and encodes 1173 amino acids. NCBI's taxonomy places the organism in Eukaryota, Fungi, Ascomycota, Eurotiomycetes, Onygenales, Arthrodermataceae.